Messenger RNA from Peromyscus leucopus (white-footed mouse), 3789 nucleotides. It is a transcript of the gene Nol4, whose product is annotated as nucleolar protein 4. NCBI's taxonomy places the organism in Eukaryota, Metazoa, Chordata, Mammalia, Rodentia, Cricetidae. The transcript has 11 exons. The coding region runs from base 1602 to 3389 and encodes 595 amino acids. The record is from RefSeq and is a predicted model, not a curated record.
CGCCCCGGCUGUCAGUCCCGGCUGAGGCCGCCUCGAGACCUUCCAGGAGACGCGCACCCCCGCACCCCCGCGCCCCGCACACCCUCGCUCGACCACACACACGCACACGCUCAGCCUGGCCGCGCGGGAGCCACUGAGCAGCCGGAGAGCACCGGGACCGGCUGCGGGCGGAGGACUGAGCCGCGUUCCCACUGGGGCUUUCGCCGGGGCGACCGCAGCGAGCCGCCGGGGUGGGCUCGGACACCUCAAGGAGCGCGGCGGGGGUCGGGCCACCGGGCUGGCUGAGCCGAGCCCUGCGACCCGCGGGGGCCUCGGCAGGGAGUGCAAUAAAGAGCAGCGGCCGCAGCGAGCAGGACUGGAACUCCCCUGGUUCCAGCGCCGCCGUGACACACGGGUGGAAAUCCUGAUGGAGGGAUCGCUGACUUCCUUUGCUUGGGAAAAUCGUCAGGAGCAACUCCGAUUUGGCUCCUGGGAGCAGCGGAGGGGGGUCCAUGACGUGGCAGUGGGAAAAUAGACAACCGAAACCUCCCGCGUGAACUGCAAACUAUAACCCAGGGAGGGGGAAGGACUGCUCGCUUCAUUUUAAUUUCACGCAAGAGGUUCUGGGCGGUAAACUUAUUUCCAUGUCUGUACCCACUUCAGCAGAACCCAGAGGGUCCUGUCUUGGGGACACCACCAUCAUCCCGAAGAGCCCCAGCCAGCGGCCUGCUUUCCUGCUCCCACAUUCCCGGGACCGGACUCCUGUUUGGGGUACUCCAUCUAGCCUAUAGAACUGUGGUCAGGUGUCUGUGAAUACUGGGCCAAUUUCUGAAACCUAACUCUGACAACCUACCUGCGAUCUGGAAUUUAGCCCAAUGCAUCUGAAGAAAUGGCAUGUUGAGUCUUUUUUUUUUUGGGAUACCUUGGUUUUCUUUUAAAUUCCUGUAAAACGGGAAUCUGAUAGGCUGACCAACAUGACAGGUAAGAACUUUCUGUCUCUCUAGUCCUGUCACAGAGAAGGCCAAGGCUGAGCUGGACCCAGCAAGAAGAAUCCAGGGACCCGUGUGCCCUUCGAGCUCGCCUACUGAGGGCUGCUUUCGCUAGAGGCGCAGGGCUGGCUCCUGGACCAUCCACUGGGGAAGCUUCUGGGGCGCGCGCCAGGAGACUGCCUUGUGCUCCACCUGCCCUGCCCUGGACACAGCCCCGGGGCGAGGCAUCGAGAGACAACCUCAAGUUAAUAUUGGGAUUUUUAAUAAACCGAGAAAUGGGAUUUUAAUUAUUCAGAAACCCAGCUCCUCUGGGCCAGCUGCUGUUGGGAUGGUGCUGGUCACACAGCAUUAAACGGACCGACCGUUAAGAGCACGAGAAAAGCGUCCGAGACAGCCUUUGCAAUUACCAACGAACCAGACUUGGUAGCACAGGGCAUUGAUUGCUGGUGCCCAUCCGGACCCUCCUCCUCUCUCCCUGGUCCUCCCCCCCACCCCAACGGAGGCAGGCUCCCGAGGCUCGGCCAGGACCUCGCGUCCUUGCAUCGUGGCCCGGGCUGCAUAUUUCAUGAGCCCUGGGUGAACAGGUGCGAAGUGCGCUGGGAGCAUCCGGCCCACGGCAGCGCGGGGGGGAACAUGGAGAGCGAGCGCGACAUGUACCGCCAGUUCCAGGACUGGUGCCUUAGGACUUACGGGGACUCAGGCAAGACCAAGACGGUGACCCGUAAGAAAUACGAGCGGAUCGUCCAGCUCCUCAACGGCUCCGAGUCAAGCUCUACCGACAAUGCCAAAUUUAAAUUCUGGGUCAAAUCGAAGGGUUUCCAGCUGGGCCAGCCGGAUGAGGUCCGCGGGGGAGGCGGCGGCGCCAAGCAAGUGCUCUUCGUGCGGGUCAAGACCACGGAUGGCGUCGGAGUUGAUGAGAAGCUGUCUUUAAGGCGAGUGGCUGUGGUUGAAGAUUUCUUUGACAUCAUCUACUCCAUGCACGUGGAAACAGGGCCGAAUGGAGAACAAAUUCGGAAACACGCUGGACAGAAGAGAACUUACAAAGCAUCUGGAUCCAUUUUUUUUUCAGAUACAGAAAAAUGUGUGAAAUGCUCAAAGUUUCAAAUACAGAUUUCAGAGAGCUACGCCUUCCUCCCAAGAGAAGCAGUGACACGGUUUCUAAUGAGCUGCUCCGAGUGUCAGAAAAGAAUGCACUUGAACCCAGAUGGAACCGAUCACAAAGAUAAUGGAAAGCCUCCAACACUGGUGACCAGCAUGAUUGACUACAACAUGCCAAUCACCAUGGCGUACAUGAAGCACAUGAAACUGCAGCUGCUAAACUCACAGCAAGAUGAGGAUGAAAGUUCAAUAGAAAGUGAUGAAUUUGAUAUGAGUGAUUCAACACGGAUGUCAGCCGUGAACUCUGACCUUAGUUCGAAUCUGGAAGAAAGAAUGCAAAGUCCCCAGACUCUCCAUGGCCAGCAAGAUGAUGACUCUGCUGCAGAGAGCUUUAAUGGCAAUGAGACUCUGGGGCACAGCUCAGUUGCUUCAGGGGGAGCUCAUGUCAGGGAGCCUGGGGACUCCAGCAGUGAUGGCAAAACUGGGCUGGAGCAGGAGGAACAGCCACUGAAUCUGAGCGACAGCCCCCUCUCUGCGCAGCUGACUUCAGAAUACAGGAUAGAUGAGCAAGGCAGUAAUGGGAAAAGCAAGUUUAAGAACCUUCUAAUCUCUGACCUCAAGAUGGAAGGAGAAGCAAGAGAAAACGGAAGCAAGUCCCCAGCACACAGCUACUCCAGCUAUGAUUCUGGCAAGAAUGAAAGUGUUGACCGGGGUGCAGAGGAUCUGUCACUCAACAGGGGAGAUGAGGAUGAAGAUGACCAUGAUGAACAUGAGGAUUCUGAGAAGGUGAACGAGACAGAUGGCGUGGAAGCUGAGAGGCUGAAAGCUUUCAAUUCUCGACCUAUUCCUUCCCACCUUACUUCAGCAGUUGCAGAGAGUAUCUUGGCUUCAGCCUGUGAAAGCGAGAGUAGAAAUGCUGCCAAGAGGAUGCGUCUGGAUAAACCCCAGGACGAAACGACUCCUGCUGACAAACAGUGCAAGCCUGAGGCAGCCCAGGCCACCUACUCAACAUCUACUGUUCCAGGCUCACAGGAGGUAUUGUACAUCAAUGGCAAUGGGACCUACAGUUACCAUAGUUACCGAGGGCUAGGAGGAGGACUGCUAAACCUGAAUGACACAUCUAGUAGUGGACCCACGGAUCUCAGCAUGAAGAGGCAGCUGGCAACUGGCUCAGGAUCCUCCAGCAGUUCAAACUCCAGACCUCAGCUGAGUCCAACAGAAAUCAACGCUGUGAGACAGCUUGUCGCAGGAUACCGAGAAUCGGCUGCAUUUUUAUUGCGUUCUGCAGAUGAACUGGAAAAUCUCAUUUUACAACAGAACUGAGGCAAACGAUGUCCAUAGUCACUGAGUUCUGAAUUUGCAGUUUCCACUAAUGACAGUUGAUUUCCCAGCAGAGAUACUCCUGGUCUUGCUGCACAGUCUUCUAAGAGAAAUACUUCCAUCAUGCCACGUCGUCCUUGAUCUAUACACUGGUGUGUUCAGGAACUUCAAAGGAACUCUGACCUUGAAGUACUUGAGAUGCUUAAUGUGCCCAGCCUGUUGCUUUCUGUUUUAGUGUGUCAACAUAAAUAUCACAAGCAAUUUUUAAAAGGCUGCAUAUUCUUAAUUCAAGGAUAAAAAUGAAGCUUGGGGUAUAUAAAAUAUAGCUCAAGAUCCAACUGAAAUAUUAGUGGAACUUUCUACUGACUCACUGGACUGAAAGCUGAAGUAUCUGAAAAAAAAA